ACCACUCUCGGCUGCAAGUAUCCAUUUAAUAUUAGAGACGCAGGGUGUGCACCACACGUGCCAUUCGCAUGAAUUCAUCAUAGAGAGCAACCUUCUUUUGCAUUGAUACAUCAUUGCAUACUUUAUCCACAUACUUUCGUAGUCAAGGCACGCCGUAGAAUCUACACCCACUGAGGAAACUCAUCAUCCUUUGCCGUUCGUUACUUUCGUUGGAUUAUUGGCCAAGGAUUACAGUGUGCAAGUGAUUUUAAAACCACUGGUGAAGGAGUCAGUAAAGCAUAUAGCUUCUCUAUACCGACUACCUUUGCCGAGUGCUACGACAAUCGCAGAGCAACAGUGUCGUAAAGUUAAUUGGAGGUCAACGAAAGAAAGGAGUAGCCUUAAGGAAAGGUUUAAGAAAUCAGAGUCAUGAAAGCCGCGGUUCAACUGCAGCAAUUCAAAAAAUGUCUUAUCCUAUUCAUGGUGGGCAUCAUAUGCAGCGCUUUGGCAUACGCAUUGUACGUAAUCAAUCCUAUCAAGGCGCUUCUGGAAUACAAACUUCAAAUGGCUCCAGGAUCAACGGUAUUUACGAUAUGGCAGACACCACCUAUUGACAUUUACAUUAAAGUUUACAUAUUUAACAUCACCAAUCCUACUGAGUUUCUAAAUGGAGAAGAGAAACUUAAAGUCCAAGAAAUAGGUCCUUACGUUUACAAGGAAAUUUUGAAAAACGAAAAUGUCACGUGGAAUGACAAUGGCACGAUGUCAUAUACGCCAAGGAGGACGGUGGUGUAUGUACCAGAAAUGUCCGUGGGAGACCCUGAACAGGAUCUGGUGAUGGUACCUAAUAUACCAAUGCUGGGCAUUACGUCAGCCCUACGUAAUGCAGGAUUCUUUGUUAAUUUUCCUCUUGCGCGUCUGACGAACUAUUUGGACAGCAAGCCUAUAUUGAACAUCUCCGUUUACGAGUAUUUGUGGGGUUAUGAGGAUCCUCUGGUUCAGCUAGCCAGUGGUAUCGUACCCAAAUUCAUCAAUUUUCAAAAAUUCGGUUUACUGGACAGGAUGUACGACGAAGGAGACAACACGGUAGUGAUGAACAUUAAGAAAAAUGAAAAUAUGACCGAUGAAGCUGGGCGAUACUUAAGCAUUGAGUCUUUUAACGGAAGUCCUGGUUUGGCUUAUUGGGGCUACGUCGAUGUUGAAGGAAACGAGACUAAUCCUGCCAAUACUAUGUGCAAUCGUGUUCAAGGGGCUACCGAAGGCUGUAUAUUCCCUGACAAUUUGGAUCGGAACGCUGUUUUUCGCGUAUACCGAAAAGCUUUCUGUCGUACUAUGCCAAUAGUCUUCAAGAAGGAAGUUGUUGAAAAUGGAUUUCCGGCUUAUCUCUACAGUCUCAGCGAUGAUUUUCUCGAGACGCCGGACAAAAAUCCGGACAAUGAAUGUUAUUGUCGUAAAAUGGAAAAGUGCCUUAAGAAAGGACUGACCGACGUGACACCUUGUUAUUACAAUAUUCCAGCCGCUCUCUCCUUACCACAUUUCCUUGAUGCUGACCCGACUCUCUUGGAGGGCGUAGAAGGUCUUCAUCCUGAGGAAGAGAAACAUCGUACAAAAAUUCUGCUUCAGCCGACAGUGGGAAUACCGUUAUACGUGAAUUCUAGACUUCAGACUAAUCUCGUAAUGGACCACACAGUCUAUAAUUCAAGAGUGACGCCGUUUAAUGAUCUGACUGUUCCUCUCUUUUGGACUGACUUGCAUAUCCCGAAUCUACCGAGCGAUUUGUUGCUGCUCUUGAGACUGUGCCUGCAGGUAUUGCCUGUCGUGCAAACUGUCCUUAUCUGCCUCCUAGGUAUCGUCGGGGUCACGACGUUCUUCCUUUCUCUAAUCGGUUCCCUAUGGGUUCUAAACCAGCAGCAAGAUGAAGAAGACAAAAAGAGAAAAGAUAGCUGCGAUCUUAGGAUACCAUUGGGUUACGGUCAGUACACUGCUAUUCGCAUCUUGCCUGCCAUUAAGAAGAUUACAUCGAAGACGGAUCUAUUCGGUUAAGCUACACGAAAUUCAACGCAUCAAAGAAGAGAGAAAAGAAGAGCCUUGGUAGAAUUCACAGUAUACGAGUUAAUUUUAUAAAUGUAUUACAGUAAUUAAGCUUGCGGUCAGAUGUACCUCAAGGCCUCGUAUUCUUUGCCGACCUUGCCACUUUCUUUUGAACUCUGUUUUUUUCGGCAUUCUGCCCUCUUCUUGAGAUCAUUGUGUACUUAACUAUUGUACAAGUUAAAAUGUCAUUUUGCAUGUAAUUUUAUAAUUCUAUACAGUACCGAAAAAGGUAACAGAUUUAAACAAAUAACUCCACUUCUGUGUCUGAUUUCCUUCUGACAGUCCGGAGAUAAAAAAAAGAGGUUCACUUUCCUCGCACACAACUGUUACAAACUUUGUUAAUACGAUGUUAAAGAAUAACGAAUCGUCUAAAUUACAAUAACAGGUUUUCCUUUAUCAGUGAUAUAUUCAACAAGAUAAUAAUGUCCGAUACUUUUGUUUUGUAAAAAGUGAUGUCGUAUUCGCAAGUAGAUAGAUAAACAUAUUCCAGACGCUAUUCAAAAUUAAUUUGUAUAUUUUUCCUGAACGAGAUGUCAUUGUCUAGAUAACACACGAUAUUUUCAUACGUUCAAGCGAGCAUAAACAAUUGCCUCUCAGAUUAUUGCAUAGAAACAUCUUUCUUUGGGUACGUUCCGAAAUUAAUUGCCAGUAUUGCGAACACGUUCAUGGGAUGACAGGAAUACUACUAUACUCUCAGUACUUGCAUUGAUUAUUACGGAACGUAUCUUUCUUGAGCUUGAGAAUAGAAGUCACGUGGUGCAUCAAAACAAAAUAGAAAUGUAUGAUUCUAGAAAUCAUUUGGUGUAUACAAGAUUUCACGAUUAACUACUAUAGCAAAAACGCAUUUUGAAAAAUCAAAAUACUAAUUAGACGUUACUGUUAAUAUAUGAUAUUCUUUUCUGUUACGGGAUUUUGCGCUUGUUCUUUUCAUAAUGUAACAAUGAAAACCAGCAUUCAAUUGUUUAACGAAAGAGGUCCCACUCAAUUGUGCUGACUCUUCGUACUGUUUUUUGAGUCAUAGAUUUGUGUUAAUUAUACUUUAGUUUUUUUUCUUCAUAUUUUUCGUUAUGUUCAUAAGGAUUGCGAACAGUAGGUAGACUUAUUAAUGGCGAUGCCUGCUCAAUGAUUUUAAAUUAAAAUCCAUACAUUAGGCUUCUAAUGAUAAGAGAUAUUUUAUAGAAGUAGGAGUGCGCUGACAUUGUUAAAUUUUAACCUGAGCGGCAUAAUUUGAAAAAAAAUGGAAUUUUUUAUUAGUACAGAGUUGUAUCGUUGCUCUUGUCUCAUAAAUAUUUGUCAAUGGGUAUUUCAAUCACGUUAUUAAAUUGUAUUAAGACAUGUACAUAGAUAGUUGUUUAUAUUAUAUCGAUAUUUAAGAUAUACAUAUAUAUCUAUCAUACGAAUAUCUCUAAUUCUUUAUUCCCAUCGUAGAUCUUUCAGGUAUGCGAAGGGACAUAAGAUGCAAUAUAUAUAUUGUGUGCCUAAGUGUAUAUUCGCAAUUAGCAUCAGUAGAAAAUUUAUUUAUCAAUUUCAAAUGUUGACGAGUCAGGCACAGACAAUAAGGCAGAUACAUAUAAUGAAAUAAUAAGACUGAUUGGGCAUGGAUGAUUACCCUAAUAGUAACUAUACAUACAAAAAUGUAGGUCUCUCUAGCACUGAUAUGCUUAGUCAUGUGCUUCAUCAAGUUGCCACAUUAAAUCCGUAUUAAGGAAG
Cephus cinctus (wheat stem sawfly) is the source of this 3780-nucleotide messenger RNA. Its product is annotated as scavenger receptor class B member 1. The record is from RefSeq and is a predicted model, not a curated record. Gene Ontology annotation, cellular component: membrane; cytoplasm. Gene Ontology annotation, molecular function: scavenger receptor activity. The transcript is spliced from 11 exons. NCBI's taxonomy places the organism in Eukaryota, Metazoa, Arthropoda, Insecta, Hymenoptera, Cephidae. The coding region runs from base 409 to 2022 and encodes 537 amino acids.